AUGGACACAGCCGAUGCCACUCUGGAGACGCUCCGGGCACAAUGCCUGGCCCGAGGGGCCUCGGGUAUCCAGGGCCUGGCCAGGUUCUUCCGCCGCUUGGACCAGGACCGGAGCCGCACACUGGAUGCAGCGGAGCUCAGGCGGGGCCUGGUUGAGCUGGGGAUGCCGCUAAGCGAGGUGGAGGCGCAGGCGGUGUGCCGCCGCUGGGACCGCGAUGGCAGCGGGACCCUGGACCUGGAGGAGUUCUUGCGGGCUCUGCGGCCCCCCAUGUCCCAGGCCCGGGAGGCAGUCAUUGCAGCCGCUUUUGCCAAGCUGGACCGCAGCGGUGACGGCAUGGUGACCGUGGAGGACCUCCGAGGGGUAUACAGUGGCCGCAGCCACCCCAAGGUCCGGAGUGGUCAGUGGACGGAGGAGGAGGCGCUCCGCAGUUUCCUGGAUGUCUUCGACUCCCCCGACAACAAGGACGGCCAGGUCACGCUGGCAGAGUUCCAGGACUACUACAGCGGCCUGAGCGCCUCGGUGGACACGGAUGAGGAGUUUGUGGCCAUGGUGACCAGUGCCUGGCGGCUGUGA
Molecule: messenger RNA, 573 nt
Organism: Chrysochloris asiatica (Cape golden mole)
Lineage: Eukaryota; Metazoa; Chordata; Mammalia; Afrosoricida; Chrysochloridae
Gene: CAPS
Product: calcyphosine
Exons: 4
Coding region: 1-573 (190 amino acids)
Cellular component (GO): vesicle
Molecular function (GO): calcium ion binding
Source: RefSeq, a predicted model, not a curated record